Trichoderma atroviride IMI 206040 is the source of this 1236-nucleotide messenger RNA. RefSeq lists its product as uncharacterized. Gene Ontology annotation, biological process: polyketide metabolic process. The record is from RefSeq and is a predicted model, not a curated record. Lineage: Eukaryota; Fungi; Ascomycota; Sordariomycetes; Hypocreales; Hypocreaceae.
AUGUCCUCCUACGACGCCUCCUCCCCCAACGAAAUCGCCCCGCCCCUCCCCUCCGCCCCGGCCCUCCCCAUCGGCCCCUCCUCCGUGCUCCAGCCGCCGCUCUCCCGCCGCGGCUCCGGCCCAGGCCUCAUCGUCCUCCUCCCCAGCGCCUCCUCCAUCCCGCCCCGGCCCGCUACCAUCACAAAGCCACUCGACCCGGAGCCCCUGCAGAAAUGGGCCGAGGAGGGCUUCGCCGUCGUGGCCAUCACGCUGCCGGCCAACGAAAUGGAAGAGCUCACCGGCGACGACGCCACCGUGUCAGACGUCGUGAACCAGAUCCGCGAGGCCGUCGAGGCACUAAAGGCCCAUGACGCAGUCGACACAAAGGACAAGUUUGGCCUCGCCAUCUACGACGGCGUCAUCGUGCCGUCGCUGCUGCUCGACGCCGAGCGCCUCCAGCAGCAUGGCAUCGCCGGCAUCAUCACCUUUUCCGAGAGCGCCCCCAGCAGCGCUUCUGUGCUCCCGCUGCUCUCUCACACCAGUAUCCCUCCACCACCCGAAUUCUCAGAAAACGACGCUGGGAAAAGUCUCGACGUCAAAGUGCAUUCUUACCCGGGCACGUCUCCCCAUUUUGUCCUGCCAUCUGCGGCGGCCUACGACAACGCUUCUGCCAGCAUGGCGCACACGCGAAGCUUGGUGUUUCUGCGGAAGCAUCUCGGCGGGCCGCAUUUUGAUCUCGAGGCCAUCUGGGAAGAGCACUGCUACUGGGAGUUUGUAGGACGAAGUGUUGCCAAGACCAUGGCCACCAUGGUUGCAGAGCCAUAUGUCAACCAUGUCCCUACUAUGACGGGUGGUAUUGGCCGCGAGAAACUAACCGCCUUCUACCGCGACCACUUCAUCUUCUGCAACCCCCCGGACACAACCCUCAAAACCGUCUCCCGCACCAUCGGCCCAGAUCGCAUCGUCGACGAAUUCAUCUUCUGCUGCACCCACACCACCGAAAUCCCCGCCCUCCUCCCCAAAAUCCCCCCAACCAACAAGCCCCUCGCCAUCCCCACCGUCGGCAUCAUCAACAUCCGCGGCGACCGCCUCUACCACGAGCACAUCCUGUGGGACCAGGCCACCGUGCUGCGCCAGCUGGACAUUUUGCCCACGCAUCUGCCCUACGAGGGGAGUUCCAUCAAGCUGCCGGUGGGAGGUGCCGAGACGGCGCGGCUGUUGCUUGAUGAGAGGGAUGGGAAGAGUAAUGAGAUGAUU